AUGCUCCCACGCGAACAUCAGGCGCUUGGUCAGGGUCUCCGACAGCGUGUCGGGGAUGACGUGGAAGAAGAAAUCAAGACAGGGAUUCCUCUUCAGAGGAAGGUCGGCGAGAAAUUAUCCGUCAGAGAUAGACGAGUUCCCACACGUGGAGAAGAAGGUCGGCGAACAGUACCUGUGACCGGCGGUAACCGGGUAAAAAUUGAUUUCUUCUUAGGAAACGUCACCUCGAAGGCUCCGUCACUGGAGGAAGUGGACAAUGCCUCCAGCACUAAGUCAGCUGUGUUGGUUGCGAGGUCGCCCGACAUACAAAUGUUGUUACUGUGGACCGGACCUGUGGUGACAGGCAUUGUUGCAUUGUUAGAUGUGCAGCUAGAAAAGUCAUAUAUAGCCUUGGCCAAUAAAGAGACACUAAUUGAGACACUAAUUGCUGGAGGGCCUUUUGUCCUUCCUCUUGCACACAAGCACAAAGCCAAGAUUCUUCCUCCAGAUUCCGAAUAUUUAGCUAUAUUUCAGGCUUUUGCCCGAAGGUGCUCUGAGGCGCAUAAUUUUGACGGCAUCAUGAAGAACUUUCCGGGUUUCGAAGUUAAAGAAGCUCACUAUCUUUUUGUAGCCGAAUAUGAUGAUAUUAAGAUUGUUGGAUUAGAUAACGGGGUGGAAGAUUACGCAUAG
Molecule: messenger RNA, 669 nt
Organism: Striga asiatica
Lineage: Eukaryota; Viridiplantae; Streptophyta; Magnoliopsida; Lamiales; Orobanchaceae
Source: the annotation of a GenBank genome assembly